Messenger RNA from Podarcis lilfordi (Lilford's wall lizard), 3501 nucleotides. The record is from the annotation of a GenBank genome assembly. Lineage: Eukaryota; Metazoa; Chordata; Lepidosauria; Squamata; Lacertidae.
AUGGAUACAAAUAGGUCAGAUUCUCCACAAAUUGAUGAUAAUUUUAUGAUGGAUAAAAUCAACAGUUUAAAAGUGGAACCAGAAGAUGAUAGUAAUUUUGCUUUAGAAACAAUAGAUAUAAAAACUGAGCAAGAGGACUUGAGACAGACAGAUAGCAGUGAUGAACAAGACGAUAGAGAAAAGAAUUUCAUCCAUAACAAUUCAGGCAAAUACAUCUCUGCAGAAAAUGAAGAUGAUUAUGGAUCUCUGUUUUCCCAGUACAGCAGCACCCUUUAUGAUGUAGCAAUGGAAGCUGUCACACAGAGCCUUCUUUCAAGCAGAAAUAUAAGUUCCAGAAAAAAGUCUCCUGCUUGGAACCAUUUCUUCAUAUCUCCUAGAGACAGCACUAAAGCAAUAUGUAUGUACUGUAUGAAAGAAUUUAGCAGGGGCAAAAAUGAAAAAGACCUAAGUACAAGUUGUCUCAUGAGGCAUGUGAGGAGAGCUCAUCCCACUGUGCUCAUUCAGGAAAAUGGAAAUAUGGCGUCUAUCUCUUCCUUUUCUUCACCUACAUUAUUAAUCCCCCCACAGCCUGCCGAUGUUGGAGAUUUAACUAGUGUGCUUGCCCCUAUAAAAUUAGUUAAGAAAACCGUUUCCAAGAUUCCAUCCCCAGAUCAAAUAACUGAGGAGUCUGUUCCUGUAGUUUCUACUGAAGAGAUGCCUUCAGACAUGUUACAUCCUGAAAAGAGCAAUAAAGAAGGCAGUGGUGGACUGUGUCAACCCUUUCCCAACAACCAAUGUGAAGAAACGGUGGAAAAUGUAGCAGAGAAAACGGUCCAGGUUCCUAAGAGUACAUCUGGGUCCAGAAGAAGGUCUGCCGUCUGGAAACAUUUCUAUUUGUCUCCUUUAGAUAAUUCAAAAGCUGUUUGCAUCCACUGUAUGAAUGAAUUCAGUAGAGGAAAGAAUGGGAAAGAUCUUGGAACCAGUUGCUUAAUACGACACAUGUGGAGAGCCCAUCGUUCUAUUGUUCUACAAGAGAAUGGAGGUGGUUCAAGCAUACCCCCUCUGUACUCUGCUUCUCCAACUUUGUUGCAACCCAUACUGCCUUCAGAUGGCGAUCCAAACUCUGGGUCAUCUCCUGCAAAAGUACCUAAAGAACCAACAUCUAUAUGUUCUUCUCCGGACAGAAUGGCAGAAGAAAACAAUUCUUCUCUUCCUUUGGGGGAUACACUUAUGGAGGACUCCUCGUUGUUGUCGUCAUCUGAAGAUAUAGGUGAAGCUUCUUUAGUUUCUUCCCCUGAAAAAAGCCCUUUGAUAUUUGAACACGGCUCUGUUUUUCAUCAGAAUAAACGAAUGAUGCGAAAGCUGAAGUCGGAGGUAUGGCAUCAUUUUUCUUUGUCUCCAGGCGACAGUCUAAAAGUUGUGUGUAGACACUGCAAUUGCAUUAUAAAUCGCGGGAAAAAGGGUGAUGUAGGCACAAGUUGUUUGACGAGACAUUUAUACAGACGUCACCCUGAAGUCGUCGGGAUCCAGAAGAGCUUUAUAGAUGUGAGUUUAGCAAAUUCUCCUUAUGCUACCUUGGCUUCUGCAGAAUGUUCAUCGUCAAAAUUGACUGACUUACCCACAAUGGUUUCUAAUGAGAGACAAGUCAUAUUUCCUGUCAGUAGCAAAAAGACCUCAAAACUGUGGAAUCAUUUUUCAAUUUGUUCUGCUGAUUCAACUAAAGUAAUAUGUAUGCACUGUGGACGUACAAUAAGUCGAGGGAAAAAGCCAACCAAUCUAGGUACAAGUUGCCUUUUAAGACAUUUACAACGGUUUCAUAACAAUGUCCUCAAACCAGAUGCCUCCGAGCCAGUAUUGUCCUCUUCUGCAAAUAGUCAUGUGCCACUGAGCACAGAUCUGUUGGGGUCGUCAUCCUUCGAUGAAACCAAUGACAAGUUUUCUGACACUCACCCUGUUGCCAAAAAAAUUACCAGUCUUGUAGCAGAAAUGAUUGCACUUGACCUUCAGCCAUAUUCUUUUGUAGACAAUAUUGGCUUUAAUCGAUUGCUUGAAUUCUUGCAGCCUCAGUAUUCGUUGCCUUCGCCAUCUUAUUUUUCUCGUACUGCAAUUCCUGAUAUGUAUGAUAGCGUAAAAGAAAUAAUCGUUUCACAUCUGAAAGAAGCUGAAAGCGGAGUAGUCCAUUUUACAUCGGGAAUAUGGAUGAGCAACCAGACUCGAGAAUAUCUUACCCUUACUGCUCACUGGGUAACGUUUGAGUCUAGGGUUCGACCACAGUGUGAAGAUUACCAUUGCUCCGCUCUUUUAAAUGUAUCGCAGAUUGAUUGUGACUACAAUGGCAUCAGCAUUCAGAAGCAGCUAGAAUAUUGGUGGGAAGCCUGGAUCGCAUCGAUUGGGCUUCAGGUUGGGAUUACUGUUACAGAUAAUCAGACUAUUGGAAAGACUCUAAAUGAAGGGGAGCAUUCAAGUGUGCAGUGCUUUGGUCACACGGUUAACCUCAUAGUAACCGAAGCUAUUAAAAGCCAGAGAAUGGUUCAGAACCUGCUUAGUAUUGCAAGAAAGAUCUGUGAACGGGUUCAUCGGUCAGCAAAAGCAAGGGAGAAACUGGCAGAUCUGCAGAAGGAGUAUCACUUGCCGCAGCACCAGCUGAUCCAAGACGUUCCAUCAAAGUGGAACACGUCCUUCCAUAUGCUUGAACGCCUAAUUGAACAGAAAAGAGCUAUUGAUGAAAUGUCCGUAGAGUGCAGCUUCAGGGAGUUAAUAAGCUGUGAUCAGUGGAAAGUAAUGCAGUCUGUCUGUCACGCACUUAAACCGUUUGAAGUGGCAAGCCGAGAGAUGAGUACACACAUGUCCACUCUAAGUCAAGUAAUUCCAAUGAUUCAUAUACUCAACCGGAAAAUUGAGCUGCUGUUUGAAGAAACGAUGGGCAUCGAUACCAUGCUAAAGUCCUUGAAGGAAGCUAUGGUGAGUAGACUGUCCUCCACACUUCAUGAUCCACGGUAUAUUUUUGCUACACUUUUGGACCCUCGUUAUAAAGCUUCCUUAUUCACCGAAGAGGAGGCGGAGCAGUAUAAACAGGACUUAAUCAGGGAGCUGGAAAUACUAAACGCUACCUCAGAUGAUGAGAAACCUGUUUCCAAUGGCUGUGGUACAGGUUCGUCAUCUAAAAACUCUUACGGGGACAAUAAUCUUUGGUCACUUAUGGAAGACAUGAAAAAAGCAAAAGCUCCAAAAGAAAAGGGCAAGUUGCCAGAAGAGAUGGUGCUUUUGUACUUGGAGGAAGAAGUACUUGAGCAUAACUGUGAUCCCCUAGCUUACUGGAACUUUAAGAAAUCAUCUUGGCCAGUACUGUCGAAGUUAGCAGUUCGAUUCCUCGGUUGUCCUCCAAGCAUUGUCCCAUCCGAGAGAUUGUUCAGUACAUCCAAUGAAAACAUCAGCUUUAGUCAGUCAAGGCUAGCAAUGGAACACUUUGAGAAACUUAUAUUUUUGAAAGUAAAUCUUCCUUUGAUAUACUUCCAGUAUUGA